GGCGGGGAGCGGGACACGAGACGGAGCGGAGCCGAUUCGCGAAUCGUGAUGACUUGCACAACUUGUCAACCUUCUCAACUACUGCAACGCAAGUCUCAAGACUAGUGAAGAUACGCUGAGGAGCAGGAAGCUGGCAUUGGCAGGCGCAAAUGGACCAUCGGGAAUGCAGGGCCUUGUUGACUAUGCGUCUAGCGACGAUGAUGAAGCCAAAGAGGAGCCCGUCGAUCAGCCCGUCGCGGUAGGGUCCGAGGUAGCGACGAGCAGCAAGCGGCCCGCUGAUAAACAAGCAGAAGUGUCAAGCAAGAAAGCAAGAAAAACCCUGCCCAAGCUGGCAUUCGACGACGAAGCCUCCAGACAACCUAAUGAGCAAGAGCAACACCACCCUCACGUCGUGCGCGGCGACUGGCUAGGCCAUGUCUAUCUCCCUCUGCCCCUCGACUCAUGCACCCGACUCGAGAGCUUAUUGGGGAAGAUGCGCCGCUUCCUUGACAAGGAGCGGCCUGAUGUCCAUCACCUCUUGGGUCGCGAGGCGGACGAGGAGGGGCAGGAUGGCGGAGAGGAGGAAGAGCUUCACAUCUCUCUCACCCAACCUAUCCUCGUGCGAGCACAAGAGCGCCCCACCUUUGUGCGCAUCGCCCGAGACGCUCUUGUCUCUGUCCCAUCUUCCACCCACUACACGCCUUCCUCCCUCUCGCUAGGAUUCUCCCGCCUCGUCCUCCUCCCCUCGUCUACGACCGCUCGCGCGUUCUUUGCCCUAGAGGUGAGCCAAGGUCACGAGCAGCUCCAAGCUCUAUCCGGACGCUUGGACGAACAGCUUCGCGCAGCCUUCAGGGCCAGGGAGUACAAAUGGCCAGAGGGUACCAGGUGGCAUGCUAGUUUUGCUUGGUGCUCGACGCUCGAGGAGGGAGAUGGGGAGGGUGACAGGACGUCGUUGAGGAGAAUGGAGGAGCUGCACCGCCUGACCGACAAGCUUGAGGGAAAGUUUGGGGAUCAGCUACGCAGUGCUGUCGGCUCGCUGCGCGUCUCUUCGGCGUGCGUGCGCAUGGGGAGGAAGGUUCAUGUUGUCCCCUUGUCUGGACUCUCUUGAGCAUCAAUAUCAUCCAGUCCUGCCUUUCGCAUCAUGACAUAGCAACGUCGCCAUCCCUGGGCUUCUUGGACGAUUGCUGACGAUGUGCUGGUCACGCAGGAUAUGUGGUUGCCUCAACUGCUCCUGCGCAAGGACACGCCUGCGGAGCUUGCUCCCUACUUUGUUUGCCCCAGAGGAGGAGGAGGCAGAGGUAUAAGAGCGAGGAUCGCUACCAUGCUGAUGAUUUUCCGCCGCAGUGGCAAAGAUAUCGUCUUCUCCGCCA
Molecule: messenger RNA, 1349 nt
Organism: Jaminaea rosea
Lineage: Eukaryota; Fungi; Basidiomycota; Exobasidiomycetes; Microstromatales
Exons: 3
Coding region: 164-1087 (307 amino acids)
Biological process (GO): U6 snRNA 3'-end processing
Cellular component (GO): nucleus
Molecular function (GO): 3'-5'-RNA exonuclease activity
Source: RefSeq, a predicted model, not a curated record